Nerophis lumbriciformis (worm pipefish) is the source of this 4879-nucleotide messenger RNA. RefSeq names its product CTD (carboxy-terminal domain, RNA polymerase II, polypeptide A) small phosphatase-like a (gene ctdspla). The record is from RefSeq and is a predicted model, not a curated record. Lineage: Eukaryota; Metazoa; Chordata; Actinopteri; Syngnathiformes; Syngnathidae. Gene Ontology annotation, molecular function: RNA polymerase II CTD heptapeptide repeat phosphatase activity.
GCGGGAGCAGACGUCUUCUCGCGUGUCGUCGUCGUCGUCGACCCCCGCAGGCUGGACAUGUGACACGUGACACGCGACAUGUGGCUGCGGUGCGGACAACUUGGCGGCAUCGUGUCACGCGUGUCGUGCCGCAAAGCACGCCGGGAAGUGUAGUCACGCGUGCGCACAGUGAUGUCGGCCAAGGACUAACAAGACGGUGUCGCCGAGGCUGGAGGCGCAGCGAGGCUCGUUUCCAUGGACAACACGUCCAUCAUUACUCAGCUCGCCAAGCCCAAAGACGAGGACAACAUCUGUCCCAGUCCCGACAAAGUGUCCAACAGCAGCCUGAAGAAGCAUCGCAGUCGCAGCAUUUUCAGUCCGUUCUUCUGCUGCUUCCGCCACUACCAUGAUCACCACGUGGAGGCGCCGCCCGCCAACAACAAGACGCACGCUCUGCCGCCGCCCCCCGAGGAGAACGGCGGUCCUCCGAAGCCUCCAGCCGAGUUCCUCCUGCCCGAGGUCAGUAUCGAAGACUAUGGCAGAAGCUGUGUGGUGAUCGACCUGGACGAGACGCUCGUUCACAGCUCCUUUAAGCCGAUCAGCAACGCGGACUUUGUGGUUCCAGUGGAGAUCGAUGGAAACGUUCAUCAGGUGUACGUGCUGAAGAGGCCACACGUGGACCACUUCCUCCAGAAGAUGGGGGAGCUCUUUGAAUGUGUCCUCUUCACUGCCAGCCUCGCCAAGUACGCCGACCCAGUGGCGGACCUGCUGGACCAGUCGGGGGUGUUCCGCGCUCGUCUCUUCAGGGACUCGUGUGUGUUCCACAGAGGGAACUACGUCAAGGACCUGAGUCGCCUGGGCCGGCAGCUCAGCAAGGUCAUCAUCGUGGACAACUCGCCCGCCUCCUACAUCUUCCACCCGGAGAACGCCGUCCCGGUCCAGUCCUGGUUUGACGAGAUGGCCGACACGGAGCUGCUGGAGCUGCUCCCCAUCUUUGAGGACCUCAGCAAGGAGGAAGACGUUUACAGCUUCUUACAGAGCCUGAAGGACAGGUAGCAGGCCACACCCACACACCCACACACCCACACACCCACACACCCACACACCCACACCCACACACACACACACACACACACACAUACACAUUCUUGUAUUUCUUAACCUUCUUGAGACCUGAGAAAAAGGCCUACCUCAUUAGGACCAGCCUUUCUAGAUAUAUAAAUAGGUGUAUUUACAACAUUAUUAAUAUAUACAUACUAUGCAAAUAUAAAAAAAAUCUUGUUUUGAAAAAUGAGUUGGAAUUUCACAAGAAAAGGUCACAAUUUCACAAGAAAAACUUAGAAUUUUGGCAGUAUUAUAAUAAAAGUUGUCAUUUUACUCAACGCAAGUCAAAAUGUUACAAGAAAAACUGAACAUUUGUGCAAUAAUAUGAUACAAGUUGGAAUUUAACUCAAUAACAGUCGCACUUUUACAAGAAAAGCUUCAAAUUUGGGCAAUUUUAUGAAAAGAGUCGCAAAUUUUACUCGACAAAAGUCACAAUUUUAUAAGCAAACUUAAACAUUUUGGCAAUAUCGUAAUAAUAAUUGGAAUUUUGCUGGGAAAAAUGAUGACAAAAGUCAUAAUUUUACUCAAAACAUUUCACUAUUUUAUAAGAACGUCAAAAAAAUUGGUAAAAAAAUUGCUUAAAAAUUGUGGUAAAAGUCCAAAUUUGAUGACAUUUGUCACCAUUUUGCAUAAAAAGUAAUAAUUUUACAAUAAAUAAAUAAAAAAAAAAAUAAUAAUUUCACGAGAAACAGAAGAAUAUGAGAAAUUGUGUUUAGUUGUGUGAUAUCAUGGGCGAUGCAAGCAGUCCUGCAGAGUGUUUCCUUGUGUGUGAUAUCAUGUGCGAUACAAGCGGUCCUGCAGAGUGUUUACUUGUUUGUGAUAUCAUGUGCGAUACAAGCACUCCUGCAGAGUCUUUACUUGUGUGUGAUAUCAUGUGCGAAACAAGCAGUCCCACAGAGUGGUUACUUGUGUGUGAUAUCAUGUGCGAUACAAGCAGCGUGUUUACUUGUGCAAAGCUGGACAGCCAGUUAACAUCUAAAUGUCCUCCAAUAAACACACAAUUUCUUCUAUUUUACUAAUGUCAUUUUCUAAAGGUAAACAUGCUAUCAGCUACACAACAGCUAAGCACACGAUAGCACACAAGCUAGACAUAGGUAAUAAUCAUUAAUUAAUUAUAGUUGCAUAUUACUUACACAUACAAAAAGUCUCCAAGGCAGAAACGUAUUAGAAAGUAUCCAGUAACCUUUCUAGAUAUAUAAAUAGGUGUAUUUACAACAUUAUUAAUAUAUACAUACUAUGCAAAUAUAAAAAAAGCUUGUUUUGAAAAAUUAGUUGGAAUUUCACAAGAAAAGGUCACAAUUUCACAAGAAAAACUUAGAAUUUUGGCAGUAUUAUAAUAAAAGUUGUCAUUUUACUCAACGCAAGUCAAAAUGUUACAAGAAAAACUGAACAUUUGUGCAAUAAUAUGAUACAAGUUGGAAUUUAACUCAAUAACAGUCGCACUUUUACAAGAAAAGCUUCAAAUUUGGGCAAUUUUAUGAAAAGAGUCGCAAUUUUACUCGACAAAAGUCACAAUUUUAUAAGAAAACUUAAACAUUUUGGCAAUAUCGUAAUAAUAAUUGGAAUUUUGCUGGGCAAAAUUAUGACAGAAGUCAUAAUUUUACUCAAAACAUUUCACUAUUUUAUAAGAACGUCAAAAAAAUUGGUAAAAAAAUUGCUUAAAAAAUUGUGGUAAAAGUCCAAAUUUGAUGACAUGUGUCACCAUUUUGCAUAAAAAGUAAUAAUUUUACAAUAAAAAAAUAAAAAAAUAAUCAUAAUAAUUUCACGAGAAACAGAAAGAAUAUGAGAAAUUGUGUUUAGUUGUGUGAUAUCAUGGGCGAUGCAAGCAGUCCUGCAGAGUGUUUCCUUGUGUGUGAUAUCAUGUGCGAUACAAGCGGUCCUGCAGAGUGUUUACUUGUUUGUGAUAUCAUGUGCGAUACAAGCACUCCUGCAGAGUCUUUACUUGUGUGUGAUAUCAUGUGCGAAACAAGCAGUCCCACAGAGUGGUUACUUGUGUGUGAUAUCAUGUGCGAUACAAGCAGCGUGUUUACUUGUGCAAAGCUGGACAGCCAGUUAACAUCUAAAUGUCCUCCAAUAAACACACAAUUUCUUCUAUUUUACUAAUGUCAUUUUCUAAAGGUAAACAUGCUAUCAGCUACACAACAGCUAAGCACACGAUAGCACACAAGCUAGACAUAGGUAAUAAUCAUUAAUUAAUUAUAGUUGCAUAUUACUUACACAUACAAAAAGUCUCCAAGGCAGAAACGUAUUAGAAAGUAUCCAGUAACCUUUCUAGAUAUAUAAAUAGGUGUAUUUACAACAUUAUUAAUAUAUACAUACUAUGCAAAUAUAAAAAAAGCUUGUUUUGAAAAAUGAGUUGGAAUUUCACAAGAAAAGGUCACAAUUUCACAAGAAAAACUUAGAAUUUUGGCAGUAUUAUAAUAAAAGUUGUCAUUUUACUCAACGCAAGUCAAAAUGUUACAAGAAAAACUGAACAUUUGUGCAAUAAUACGAUACAAGUUGGAAUUUAACUCAAUAACAGUCGCACUUUUACAAGAAAAGCUUCAAAUUUGGGCAAUGUUAUGAAAAGAGUCGCAAUUUUACUCGACAAAAGUCACAAUUUUAUAAGAAAACUUAAACAUUUUGGCAAUAUCGUAAUAAUAAUUGGAAUUUUGCUGGGCAAAAUUAUGACAAAAGUCAUAAUUUUAUUCAAAACAUUUCACUAUUUUAUAAGAACGUCAAAAAAAUUGGUAAAAAAAAUUGUGGUAAAAGUCCAAAUUUGAUAACAUGUGUCACCAUUUUGUAUUAAAAAGUAAUAAUUUUACAAUAAAAAUAAUAAUGAUAAUAAUUUUACGAGAAAAUAUUGCAAUAUUACAGAAACAGAAAGAAUAUGAGAAAUUGUUCCCAAUUUGAUAAGAAAAAAGUCGACACAUUGUGAGAAAAAGACUUAUUUUAGGUAUUUAAUUUUUUUUUUUUGAAUUGUUUUUUAAUCUUCCUUAUUUAUUUCAAGUUAUUACAGUAUGUCUCUAUAUACAUAUUUAUGUAUUUUUCUUUUUUUUUUUAUCAAUUUUUGUCCAAAAGGGGGGGCAUUUCAAUUUCUCACACACACUUGUUAUUACAUAUGUAGGCCAGAGAGGGAGCACUUCAAUUUUUUACACACACUUGUUAUUUCAAAUGUUGACCAGAGGGGGAGCACUUCAAAUUUUUACACACACUUGUUAUUACAUAUGUUGACCAGAGGGGGAGCACUUUUAAAACCGACACACAGUCAAUUUGAAAAAUCCCUUCUUUUUGGGACCACCCUCAUUUUGAUAGAUGUCACCACCAGGGGGUGCAAAUGAGAUCUCCAUUUUUUUUGUUUUUUGUGAUGUGCUUAGCUGCCGCCUUGUUUCUCCAUAUAUUGCUGCCUUUGCACCUGUCAAUGUUUACUUUUGUAUGCACAUUAAACCAACAAAAAAAAUCCUGACUUUGGAGCAAUGUUCACGGACUCUAGUAUUUGGCUCUCUAUUAGAUGCAAUGGUUUUCCGUAUUGGGACCAUGAUUUAUGUCCUAACUUGUCCACACCUCCUCAUAUGGAAGCUACUUUUCCUUGUUGCUGUCUCAAGAAGCAUAGAAAUACAAGAACACACACACACACACACACAUUCUUGUAUUUCGUACCUUCUUGAGACCUGAGAAAAAGGCCUACCUCUUUAGGACCACCCUUUCUAGAUAUAUACAGAUUUGUAUUUACAACAUUAAUAAUAUAUACAUAGUAUGUAAAUAUAAAAAAAGUAAGCUUUUAGUAAUUUUGUUGUUGUUGAAUUUUUUUGUUUGU